This is a messenger RNA of Pichia membranifaciens NRRL Y-2026, 2504 nucleotides long. RefSeq lists its product as hypothetical. The coding region runs from base 30 to 2387 and encodes 785 amino acids. Lineage: Eukaryota; Fungi; Ascomycota; Pichiomycetes; Pichiales; Pichiaceae. Gene Ontology annotation, biological process: transcription initiation at RNA polymerase I promoter. The record is from RefSeq and is a predicted model, not a curated record. Gene Ontology annotation, molecular function: RNA polymerase I core promoter sequence-specific DNA binding; RNA polymerase I general transcription initiation factor activity. The transcript has a single exon.
CCGAGACGGAGCUACGCUACCUGAGGACAAUGGACACUCCGUUUGAGAUUCCGUAUUGCAUCCUUGAGGAUGCUCCGGAAAACAGGCACACCAGACUCUUGAGGCCGUAUGUGGAGAAGCUUAUCCAUGAAGACGUAGAACACCCUGUUCAUUCUAACCCGUACAACAGGUUCAGUGUGCUUCGUAACGAGGUUCAAGAAGAAACAUUAGAGUACUGGAUUUCAGACUCCGAGAACGAGAAGAGGAGUGGCGAGAAGGGACAGAAUUCAGGCUCGGAAUCGGAUACAGGAUCGGGUUUGGAACAGAAAAAAAGGAACGGACUGCGCAGGGGAAAGACCAAGGCUAAUGGUAAGACAAAGACAAUGAAAGCACACAUCAAACUUGCUCAUGACGCACAGAUAUCGAGCGCGGGCUUUGCAUCACACUACGAGUUCAAUUCUCGAGAGAUCCAACAUAUCAAACAGCAGAUGUAUCUCUCGCUACAGCAAAAGUCACGAUCUACGCUGCCUCCAGAAACGGAGACAAAAGACAUCAAAAUGGCUCUGGUUUCUCUCUCGGGGUACGAAUGCCCACCUCCCUCAGUGUACUUCAAUUCUUCCCGUCCUAAUUGUGAAAGAGUAUCAUUUAUCAAAUACCUUUCAAGAGUGAUCGACACCCUUUUCUACAUCUCCUUGUACAAGCGUAACUGGAACCAGUGCUAUAGGCUCUUCAACAUUUUGCUAAGGACCUUUGACUCCGACGUUAAUCAGAUCUGGACGUUAGGUGUGCACAUGCUUUGCCAGCUCAACAUGUCCGAUUUCAAUAAAUACUUUCAAGUUGAAUGGAUGAAGUUCGAUAAAACGUCAUCGGCUGCUCCUCAAUUGUCGCCCAAGGUUCUCAAUGAGAUGGCCUUUCUACAAAACCCUGCCCUAGUCCCUCUUCUUUAUAAGGGCGAGAAUGACCCGGAUCUGAUCCGAGUUCUUCAGCGUACAGUGAUCCAGAAAAGACCUAUGUAUGACAUAAUUCUCAAAUUCUUACGACUCUUGAUGAGAACAUCCAGAAACCAGCAUCCCUUGAUAGGGGCAUAUCCGGAGCAGACUUAUGUUCCUGGAGGAAUUUUGCUACCGGAGAAAAAACCUCAUCAGAACAAGAGCCAGGAAGACACAGAAACAGAGCAAGAGGCUACUUCUACCUAUUCCCAACAUCAAGACAGGGGGAGGUCUAACUCAUCCCCUAUUUCUGCGAAUAGAGCAAAUUCACCUAAACCGAAAGACAACCAUGAUGAGUCAGUAGAUGAAGAUUCCGAAAACAGUUCCGCAAUAGAGAAAGAAAAUUUAGACACGGACUCGGACGCAGAGAUGGGUACCGACACAGACACAGCAAGUAAUAUCAACCCGCGUAUCCCCAUCUCGGCACAUAAAUCACCAAUAGUUAUCAAGAAUACUGCCUUUGAUCCGAAAAAUGAUGGGCAUGUUCCUCACCAGCAAAUAUUUAGAAAGUCUCUAAAGCGACAUUCUACCCCGUUACACAAGCAGGGAACACGUGUAAGAACACCAACGUUUACCCUCUCUUAUUUGUGGAUACUUGUUCGAAGUGGUCGUUUGAAUGUGGUGCAGCGGGCGCUAGAGCCACUACUUCUUGUUGUUCCAACGAGUACAGAUGCAAGAGUGGAGUUGGCAAAUUUGGCAAGUCGAGUUCUUGACAUUGCUGGAGCGGCACACGAGAUAAGUCUCAGUGACGAAUAUGAGUGGGAGAAGAUUUCUCUUGUCGAAGGGAGGUUAUCAGAAAUCGAAGAUUGCUGGCAGAAAUGGAAGGAUCAAUUCACAAGUCGUAGCAAAAAAAGGAGAAAAGGAGUAAGACAAUUCGAAGGAUACAAUGAAGUGGGGAACUCUUUAGCGAAGUUGAAGAAUUGGGUGAAUGAUUGUCUUUCGAGGAACAAGGGAGACCAGAAGAGUAAAUUUGGCUCAAAAAAACCUAAGCUAGACGAAUCCUACGAAUCUGCCGAAUCUGACGGCUAUAUUACUGCCAAUGAAGAUGAAACAGUGGGUGAGAAACCCGAAGACGACAUCAGCGAAGAUGCCGAUGCAGACGAAGAAGAGGAAAUCAGAAAAGAGAUGGAGAGGCUUUUAGGGUAUUCUGCCAUGGUUGAGGAGGAUGAAAGCCAAGUGAGGAAGAAUGAUGUAAAGGACGAAGAACUUGGGAAAGAUGUUUUUGCCAUGGAUGAUGACGAUGACGACGAAGAAGAAGUGCAAAGAGAAAUGGAACGACUAAUGGGUUAUGCGGAGGAGCAUAAUAAUAGCCUUGAUGAUGAAGACAUCGAAAACAAAGACGAUAACUUCAAUUCAGAAAAUGAACAGUUUUACAACGAGUACAAUAAAUGGCACGACAUUGACUCCGACAGUGAAUGAUUAAGAUAUCCCGGCGUCCCACUUUGAUGAUUUAUAGAAAUGUAGUAUAAUAAUGUAUUUUAAUCAGCUAUUUACUUAUCUCCGCGAAUCACGUGCCAGAUUUUGGGCGAGGGUUUG